AUGUCGACCCCUUCGACUGUCACCGCCACUCACCCAUCGCGUCACACCCACUAUGCGUACCCGCACCAGCCAUAUCACAACUCGGCCAAUUCCUACGUUUAUCCUACGAACACCACUGAGACCUCCUCCCAGCCUAAUAGUGAAACUCUCCCUCUCCUCGCGCCGCCAAAACCCAUCUCCACCUCCUCCAUAAACCAUUACCAGGCCAACAUGGCGCCCCACCAGACGCUGCCGUCAUCUUCUGCUAUACUACCUACUGCCCAAAGCCGGAGGAGAAAACCAGACUGGGCCGAGUUCUACAAGAAUGGGGUGCCGAAAGAAAUAAUAGUCAUCGACGACGAUGACGACGAUGUCCGUCCAGACAACGCGAACAGCCAGGAAAUCAAUCCUACAUCCACACGCCAAAAAUUUCCACUCUCACAUACCGCUGCGCGGUCUGGCAUCGCGUCCGGCAUUAAUGACAUCAAUGGCACCUCCCACGCAGCCCCUGCAACCAAACGAAGACGGACCGGCAUGGAAACCGCAAUUGAUAUGUCAUACUAUGACCGGCCCACGUUUUCCAUCCACCCACAGCAAUACGGCGAAGAUUCGUCAGGCGCCUCUGUCUCUACGGAUCGAACGGCCUCGCUGCACACGACUGCCCCAACAUCAAUGGGCUCCCACGGUAGUGACCCGUCAACCAAUAUUUAUUUAGAAGACACUGCUGCCAUUGGCCAGAAGCGGAAGCGGGUGGUGACUCGUAAAUCUGCUCGUGAUGAACAGAAACGGAGGGAAUUGGAGGUUUCUGGAGAUGCAUUUAUCAGUUAUAUACCCCCUCCGAAACCUCCCAUAAAGGCUAAAGAAGUGCCUGUGCCAGUAAUCCGAGAUUACCAUUCUAAAAACCAGAAGGUGGACGAUGAUGAUGGACACUACAUUGUCACCCCAAACACUGAUUUAACAGAGAGAUAUUCCAUCAUCAAACUACUCGGUCAAGGGACCUUUGGAAAGGUGGUGGAGGCAUAUGACAGACAAAAGAGAAUACGCUGUGCCGUCAAGAUCAUCCGGGCAGUGCAGAAAUACAGAGAGGCCUCUCGGAUCGAACUGCGGGUGCUCUCCACGUUGGCCUGUAACGAUAGAGCUAAUCGCAACAAAUGCAUCCAUCUCCGGGAUUGUUUUGACUUUCGAAAUCAUAUCUGCAUCGUGACAGAUCUCCUUGGCUCGAGUGUCUUCGAUUUCCUCAAGGGCAACGGAUUCGUGCCAUUUCCAAGUAGUCAUAUUCAGAGCUUUGCUCGACAGCUCUUUACCAGCGUUGCCUUCCUCCACGAUCUCAACCUGGUCCACACAGAUCUAAAGCCCGAAAAUAUCCUCCUAGUCAGCAAUGCCUACCAAACCUUCACGUACAACAGACCUGUACCAUCAGCUUCUCAUACCUCCUGUCGAAACGCCCGACAACGGCGUGUUCUCCUGGACAGCGAAAUCCGGCUAAUCGACUUCGGAUCCGCAACUUUUAACGACGAGUACCACUCGUCCAUCGUCUCGACGCGUCAUUACCGGGCACCGGAAAUCAUCCUGAACCUAGGCUGGAGUUUUCCCUGUGAUAUCUGGAGCAUCGGCUGUAUCCUUGUGGAAUUUUACACAGGUGACGCCCUCUUCCAAACUCAUGAUAACCUCGAACAUCUGGCUAUGAUGGAGAGUGUCUGUGGGGGGAAGCUCGAUGCGAAACUUGUCAAACAGGUUAUGCAGGGUCGUGGUGGGAGUGUCAAUGCAGCAUCUAAAUACUUCAUCCGGAACAGACUGGACUACCCCAAUGUCGAAACAUCGAAAGCAUCAAGGAAAUACGUCCGUGCCAUGAAACAGCUCCAUGAAUUCAUUCCAGCGACGACUCCUUUCAACAAACACUUCCUCGACCUCCUCCGCCGCAUCUUCGUCUAUGAUCCCAAAUCGCGCAUCACGGCAAAACAAGCGCUCAAACACCCCUGGUUCAAGGAAUCGAUCAUCGACGACGGCACCGAGGCGCUGAGGAUCGGGCAGCAGAUCCGUAAAGACCUUGCCGCAGCAACAGUGUCGGCUUCGAAAUAG
Messenger RNA from Histoplasma mississippiense, 2058 nucleotides. RefSeq lists its product as hypothetical. Gene Ontology annotation, cellular component: nucleus. The record is from RefSeq and is a predicted model, not a curated record. The transcript is spliced from 5 exons. Gene Ontology annotation, biological process: protein phosphorylation. Gene Ontology annotation, molecular function: protein kinase activity; ATP binding. The coding region runs from base 1 to 2058 and encodes 685 amino acids. NCBI's taxonomy places the organism in Eukaryota, Fungi, Ascomycota, Eurotiomycetes, Onygenales, Ajellomycetaceae.